AGGAUGCUUUAAAAAUAAAUAAAUAAAUAAAUAAAUAAAAAUAUAUAUAUAUAAACACAAGAAGCAGUUUCAAACCGCAGCACCGUCCAUCGAUUUGCAGAGAUGUCCAUAAAUCGGUUUCCUGUUGCCUGAAUCCAUUUGUUGUAGGAUUAUGGUUAUGCCGUCAUCAAUGCAACAAUAUUCAUGUACACAUGAUGAAACAUACAUUAUAGUAUCAGAGGAAAGUGUAGGGAACUAGAGGGAAAAAAACAUGGGAGUGAUACCCGGGAAUCAAAAGCAGUAUACCUAAUAUAUAUUGAUGAAUAAUAUAGUGCUAUAUAUAAUUUGCAUAGUAAAUGACAAUUGAUGGUAAGUCGUCAUUGAAACCUUGAAAAUAUUGUUUGGCUGAUUGAAACAAGGGGAGAAUAAGAUUGGAAGGGAGUUUAUUCAACAUUGCAGGUACUUAGCUGUACUGUACGAGGGUGGGUAGACCUGACUCCUGUGUCACAUUGAGCAGUUACAAAAUUCUUCAUUUAAGAAAAUAACUGAAGGUUUAAAAAAUAGUUAUUGCUAAGAUCUGCAUGUAUUGAACAUUUUAGUGGUUUCCAUGUUGAUCAAAUUGUCCCAGAGUUCAGUACGUUUUCCGGUUGGAGAAGCAUGUUUAGCCCGUUAAAACCUGGAACACUGGAAUGUGUAGCUCUGUGCUAGAAUUUAGAAGGAAACUGAAUGUCAUUAGAAUGCAUUUCCCAUAGAACUGUCAUUAUAUGGGAAAUGCAUCCACCUUUCAUACUAUUUCACUUAAUAUACUUACUUGAUUGUUUUUUAUGGAUUUUGGUUGUAUAAGGCGUUUUUCACUUUAUAAGAGGCCUUUCUCAACUGAGCUGACUUGUAUGAAAUGACUGAAUUUCAGAAAGAAUAUAAAAUCAGUCAGUUGAGCUGAUCCCAUACAGUCUCCAAGUUCCACAUCAAACUGAAACUCCAAGCCGGUCUGUAGAUUCUUCUGGGAAAGCGUGCAUCACCCUGAGUCAUGAACUCUCAAUGGCCUGUGCUCAGAAUGACUCUUAAGGAAAGACCUGAAGAAUGUGUGCCAGAGUUGCCAUAGCUGGCACUAUUUUGCCAAGGGGUCUAAGGUCAUUCAUUUUCAUGCAUGUAUGUAAACAUUGAUUUUUGUGCAGAAUCUGUCACCUAAGAGAAUGAGUAGAUGUUUUUAUUUUAUUUUAUUAACUACAUUUCUUAGUAGUUAUGCAUUUGUGGCCUUUUUGUACAUGUUUAGGCAACAGGAUGCUGUACUCCUAAAGCAAGUUUUUUUCCCCACAGAGUUUUGAAGAUCUAUAAUUUUGGCAUGAAGUUUAGUUUUCAUUCAGUCACAUUACAUCUGUGGUGCUGAACUGUGCAGUUUUGCCACUAUGGAUUUAUUUUGAACUUUGUCAAACAUUUGGCCUUACCUUUAAGUAAGUCUUUCAUCAUAGGGCAUUUGGAUUAUCUUUUUACAUGAUUAUUCCGCUCCAAUGAAUAGUGGUACUUAACUGAUCAGUGGCUGCCGAAUGGGAGUAAGAUGGCACUAUGAGGUUCCAUGGAAGUACUACUGCAGGGAGGGAAGGGCUAUUUUAUUUAGCGAAUGUCAAGUCUCUCUCUCUCCCUUUAUCUGACUCCCAGGCUCUUUCUCUUGCUCAGUCUUCUGGGAGCACUGUUUGUCCUUCAGAGACUCAGGUAUUUCUCACCAGGUUGAGGAGAGGAGGGAACUGAGACCAGUUCUGCCUAGAGGCCCAACCUGGACACGGGUUCCCCAGGGAGAGGGAGGAGAGAGAGAGGCGCAGGGGACUACACUGACUGCAGGGAGUAUCAUGGUGUAAGGAAGACCUCUCGGGUGUGCAAGUCAAAUAUUUUUUUGUUAAAAUCUCCAUUCUCACAGUGGGCGAAGUGUCUGUACGGUGUGGACCUUAGGUACCUGCUGACCCAGCCUGUGGUCAUGCCAGCAUCCAGGGCGAAGAUGACUCUGCCCUCCUGGCUGUGUGUACUCCUGCUGUGUGUCCACCAUGCCUUUGGCCAGGACGAGUACUCCGCCUACCACUCAGGUGAUGAACAUGUAUAUGAGGGCUCAGUGGUGGACAGCUAUGAGGAAUCUGGAUACCCCCACCCAGUGGAGUACCCCCCUACAACAGGAUAUGAGGACCACACAGCCUCAGGCUAUGACCCUUACGCCCCCACUGUGGUCACCAUGAUCACGGAGGAGGCGUACCCCUACGCCACAACAACCGAAUCCUACGACUACGUCAAAGAGGUGACCACCAUGACAACGCAGGUCCCUUACGACUAUGAGGACUUCCACGGCCCUGGUGGUGAUGCGGCACUGGGAGAGGAGGGCCCCACAGAUUGCAACUGUCUGCCUGGGGAGCCCGGCUUCGCUGGAUUUGCUGGUCCCAAGGGCAGCAGAGGACUACAGGGCAAAACAGGAUUUCCGGGAGAGCAGGGACGGGAGGGGUACAAGGGGACAAAAGGGGUUCCAGGAAGAGGAGGAGAUACAGGGACAGAGGGUGACUCAGGUCUUGAUGGUGCUGAAGGUGCAUCGGGGUAUUCUGGGGCCAUGGGUGAACCAGGGCUACCUGGGGACCCAGGUGUAAAAGGAGAUUUUGGCAUUAAGGGGAGUCGAGGCAUGGAGGGUCCACGUGGUGGAGUGGGAAUUGAAGGAGUGCAAGGUGCAUUCGGACAGGCGGGGCGCCCUGGGACAACCGGAAGAAAAGGCUUAAAGGGAUCAAUUGGGAAACCUGGAAAAAUUGGACCUGAUGGGCGAAUGGGAGAGAAGGGUCAGAGAGGAGCACCUGGAUUCCCUGGAGACAUUGGCGAGCAAGGCUAUCUUGGUUACCCUGGGAUCACAGGAGACAGAGGAGAACCAGGACCGAAGGGAGACCAAGGCUUUGGCGGUCUGCCAGGCAGUGAUGGGGAGCCUGGGGAGGAUGGUCCUCUUGGAGUUCCGGGCGUGAUCGGCAUCCCUGGCUUAUUUGGAGUUAAGGGUGUGAGAGGGGACCCCGGACCCAGAGGCCCAAUUGGGAGAGUUGGGGCUGGGGGAGCACUUGGAGCAAGAGGGGAUCCAGGUUUACCAGGCAAACAUGGACCAAAGGGCCUGCAAGGACAGCCUGGAGCUAAAGGAGAGACAGGCCCAGAUGGUGAGAAGGGUGUUAGGGGGAGACCAGGCAUAAAGGGUGUAAAAGGAGAAAAGAGCAGUUCUGGUUCCCGUGGUGACAAAGGCCAGCGGGGAGAAAGGGGCCCAUCCGGCCUUGAUGGAUCUGCUGGACAUGUGGGACCCCCAGGUAUCCCAGGCCCCAGGGGUAAGACUGGUCCAAGUGGGGACUCAGGAGUUCGAGGCGUGGUUGGAGUGAAGGGACUACCAGGUGCCCCGGGGCCUGGUUUGACAGAUGAACAGGUCCUUCAGCUAUGCAGAGGAGUGGUCACAGCCCAGAUCUCCCAGUACGCUGCAUCUAUCCGCUCAAAGUGCGCACAAGGCUGUCCCAUCAACAAUCGGACACUCAUCGGACCACCCGGGCCCAAGGGGCCACCUGGAGCUCCAGGGAAAGCGGGAAAAGGUGGGAAGGCAGGUGCCAAGGGGUCCAGGGGCAUGAGGGGGCCAAUAGGUGUUCAGGGCCAGAAGGGUGCAGACGGAGACCGAGGCACAAAGGGUGUGAAAGGGGCACGGGGGGACCAAGGAGAGGGUCUGCCAGGACACGAUGGACAUCAAGGCCUCAGAGGGCUUCCUGGCCACCCAGCAGAUCCUAAGGAUGGGACAGAUGGUCCCGAGGGGCCCCGUGGGCACCCUGGCCCUGUGGGCCAGCCCGGCAUGGCAGGAGUGGCAGGUGUGCCAGGUGUGUGCGAGGCACGCGACUGCAGUAUUCACGCCCCAGUGAUGAGGAAGGAGCAAGGCCUGGUUAAGGGCCCACUUAGCCCCAAAAUCUAAUGAGGUACAGCACCACAGGAAGCGCAGAGCUUAGGGCUGCAGGAAGAGAGCUUGGGAGACCGCCCGCCAGACUUUCCAUCAGUUUGAGUGGUCUACCAGACAAAAGAGAUUAUGAAAAGAGAUGGUGAAAAGAUGACGUUGCCAAAAGAACUUUAUCUGAGCCACCCAAGGCCCAGAGAACAGUAAUAUUUUGAUUCUGACUGUUGAGAUUGCCCCCCACCCCCAAGAUGCAAAGACCAGAGCAUAUUCAUUUACAUCCCAGGAAUUCAUUAAAAAAGCACCUCUAAAAAAUUACAGGUCAUAAGAUUGGCAGUGUGAUAGUUUUUUAAAGUCUGUUUUCUUUUUUCAACAAUAUCAAUGCUGUGGAUACAAAGACAAUAAAAUAAGACAUGUAAAUAAUUUUGUAUAGUAUCUGACGUACAUGUACUGUUUGUUCUGAUAUGUUAUUGUGCGAUAUAAAUUCUGUCUUACUUUUUUAAAGAUGGACCCUCACUUUUAAUUUUCUUGGAAAAUAACAUUUAUGUUACCUCAUAAUUAAUAUUCAACUCUUGUAGAAAAAGCAAGAAAGGUGGAUUUUGUUUUAUUUAUUUUCAGUUAAUGAGGGGUAUUUAAAAAAAAAAGUAAUGUACAUGUUUUUUAAGGAAAAUACCUUCAUGAAGUGGCUAUUGAGCAUUUUUUAGCUUGAUGUGCCUUAGCCAAUUUUGCAUUAGUCUUAAAUAGCUAUGACCUUAUAUCACUUAAAUGUACAAAUAAACUGUCUGUGUUUAA
This is a messenger RNA of Anguilla anguilla (European eel), 4696 nucleotides long. RefSeq lists its product as uncharacterized. The transcript has 25 exons. NCBI's taxonomy places the organism in Eukaryota, Metazoa, Chordata, Actinopteri, Anguilliformes, Anguillidae. The record is from RefSeq and is a predicted model, not a curated record. The coding region runs from base 1949 to 3928 and encodes 659 amino acids.